Cuscuta epithymum is the source of this 1164-nucleotide messenger RNA. NCBI's taxonomy places the organism in Eukaryota, Viridiplantae, Streptophyta, Magnoliopsida, Solanales, Convolvulaceae. The record is from the annotation of a GenBank genome assembly.
GUUUAUUUGGGACUUUGGGAUGUGUGGUUUUUGGGGUUUGAAUGAAUAUGACCAUAUUUGGUUAUUUUUAUUCUGAUCUUGAAAACCUCUGCAAACUGGAUCUUGAUGCAGGGUUUUGGUCGUAUGAUUCCCUUAGAAAGUUUGGGAUUUCAUCUUCUACCUUUUCACUACAGAGAGGGAAUUUGUCUAUUAGUAGGAACAACUGUUUUUGAGAAUCCAUUAAUGGCGGAGGAUGAUGAUAGAUCAAGAACUGAUCUUAAUGAAAAAUAUGUUAAUAACGAGGAGGCUUCCACCAGUUAUUAUUGUAAGGAUUGUUUUACUAAUAGUAGUACCGUCGUCCAAGAAGAUGAUGGUCAUAAAGACUGGCUUCAGUUGACCGUCGGCGACGGCGGCGGAAAUAACUCAGCCACCGUGAGCCACGACGGUCGGGAUCAUGAGGAGCAUGGUAGGACGACUCGCCUAGGACCCGUGGAGCUGGAUCUACUGCCGUCAGGAAGAUCAAAUGGAAGUUAUGCUAGUAGUGCGGCGGAGCUCCGGCGUCCGCUGCCUAUUCCGCCGCCAGCCGCCGUGGGGUAUAUUAGUUCCACGUUAUCUAAUUAUAAUAACUUCUUGCAUCAUCCGCCGUGGGCUUUUCGGCCCGUUAUGGCUACUCCGCCGCAGGGGCUUUCCGUAGCGGGGUCGUCAUCCUCUUCGCCGUUUUUAUACGCGCCGCCGCUGACGUGUUCCAAUUCUCGGCCGGCUGCAUUACCGCUACUCUAUGCCGGCGCCGGAGUGGUUUCCCCGGGCUUUGAUUGUAGAGUGAUUGAUCCUCCACUUCGUCAACAUUCUGGUAUCUGGUUUUCGCUACAAGCAUCUCAAAAUCAAAGAAAAGAACCUUAUUUGCGACAGAUAUCCAAGAAAUACAUAAGAAUCAAAGAUGGAAGAAUUACAAUCCUAUUAGUGCUAAAGUACCUGGUCAAUAAGCUACGUCUAGAAAACGAAUCCGAGAUAGAGAUUACAUGUAGAGGGCAAGAGCUAUUACCUUCCUUAACAUUGCAACAUGUAAGAGAUGAGAUAUGGAUGAGAAAUUAUCUUUUACAUCCAAACCUCUUAACUUUUGUUGCUACUAAUCAUCAUGUUAUGGUGCUACUCUAUGGUAGAAAAUAACCAAGUGCUUAGAUAUUG